GAAAUUGAUAAAGACAUAUUUUCCUUUCAUCUUUUCUCUUGUGUGUCUUUGCCCUAGAUGGGAAAUGCCUCUGAAACAUUUUUGCUCCUGUCCAGAAUAUCAAAAGACAAUGAUUUUAUCAUGGGAACACUCUACACCAUUUUUGGUGUGCUGUCCAUACUGGGAAAUGGAAUCCUACUAUUUGUCGCCUAUAGAAAGAAGUCCUCCUUGAAGCCAGCAGAGUUUUUUGUUGUCAAUCUGGCCAUCAGUGACCUGAGCAUGACUAUGACUCUGUUCCCUCUGGCAAUUCCUUCAGCCUAUGCUCACAUGUGGCUGUUUAAUUUGACGACGUGCACUGCCUAUGCCUUCUGUGGGGUUUUAUUUGGCCUGUGCAGUCUGACUAACCUCACAGUGCUCUCAUCUGUCUGUUGGCUCAAGGUCUGCUGCCCAAACUACGGUAACAAGUUCUCGUACUGCCAUGCCUGUCUGCUGGUGGCUGGUAUCUGGUGUUACGCCGGGGUGUUUGCAGUAGGCCCGCUGUCUGGCUGGGGAGAGUACGGGGCAGAGCCUUACGGAACAGCGUGCUGCAUCAACUGGCACGCUCCCAGCCAAAGCUCUGCGGCCAUGAGCUACAUCAUCUGCCUCUUCUUUUUCUGCUACAUUAUACCGUGCACUGUCAUCUUUCUGUCCUACACGUUUAUCCUGCUCACUGUGCGAGGCUCUCGCCAAGCCGUGCAGCAGCAUAUGUCCCCACAGAACAAGAUCACUAAUGCACAUGCACUUAUCGUUAAGCUCUCUGUGGCAGUUUGCAUUGGUUUCCUGACAGCAUGGAGUCCGUAUGCAAUUGUUUCCAUGUGGGCAGCGUUUGGUAACCCAGCUAAUGUACCACCCAUGGCUUUUGCUUUGGCAGCUAUCUUUGCCAAGUCCUCCACCCUUUACAACCCCAUUGUUUAUUUGGUCUUCAAGCCCAAUUUCCGAAAGUCGCUGUGUCGCGACGUGGCCCUGUGUAGAAGCACGUUCUGCGGAUGUGCGUGUCAGCAAAACUCAACACAGAAGGGAUCUUGCAGGCAAUCGCAUCACAAUGAAGAGUGCAACUCCACAAGGUUGUCCAACGGGCUGCCCGACAACCACAGGACCUGCAGACACUGUCCUUGCCCCGAAGCAGUCGCUGGUGACAGGGGAAACUUCACAGAUUACAGUCCACAGCAGACUGCCAGGAUAUUGACGGGAUCUCUGCAUAGCGAGAUAGCGGUCAGUCAGCUCUCCAACGAACUACAGAGCGACUUCCUGUAGAGAUGGGAAUUGGGAAAACAAGAGGAGGGGACAUUGAAAACAAACGAUUAAAGAGACUAAUAGCAAGUUAAGUGAAAGAUCAGCAUCAAGUACAUGAUGAAAAUAAGAAAAAUAUAUAUUUAAUAUGGAAUCUAAGACUUAUCUCAUGCCUCAUAAAUCAGACACUGCCAAAAGAAAAAGAUAAAGAAAGUAUUUGAAAAACAAAAAAGGAAACUGACCACGUAGUAAAAACCUAGUACAGGAGGAUAAGCAAGCCAAACAGCCCCCAGAUGUGUAAAUUGAUAUUUCAUGAGGUCACAUUGACAAACAACAUUGGGGGUCUGGUCACUCUGAACUAUCAUCGUCAAACAGACAAGCCUGUGAAGUUACAAUUCAAAUCAGUUUACGCUGGAUCCAGAGGGAGGAACAGAUACUAAGACUUUACACUCCCUGAACUUGAUUUUAAGUGUUUUUAUUUGAGUGUUUUUCACAAAUACUGUACUUUAUGAUGUCUUUGUAUUUAUUUAUGCAUGCCUCAAAUUGAAGGACCACAGGGUUGCUGUUGUCAUUAACAGGAAAUUACUACUGUGUCCUUUUUGCUAAGAAUGAACAAAGCCUUCAAAGCUCCAGUUAAUCUACCUACAGUGUGCUGAACUCAAUAUUCAUCUUUAUAAACUACGUUUGUUGGGGAGAUGAAGAACAAAGCAAAGAGAAAAGGAUCUGACUUAGUAAGCCCUCUGUUACCUUUAAAAAUAGGCAGAUUGCCCAGAGGUUGGUAUUGAUCGUAUGUUUUGAAACUAUGCCAAUUUUGUCAAUGUCUGUUUUGUCUAAUCACCUCUGGGAACAUGCAGAAUGAGCGCAGAACUUCUUAUACGGCAUCACUCGAUAAGCACUAAUCACUCCUAGUUUAUGUGGAUACUGUUUCAGUGGGUUUAAGAGGUAAAUUUGACAUUUUUAGAUUUUAAAUAAGCAACAAUUUCAUUUGAUGCCUAAUACUGACUUUUUUUCAUUACAAUCUUUUAAAGUUCUUAUUUCCUUACAUAUAAUAAACCUUUUCAGAGUGAAACAGAAAUAACUGUCUCAAACGGCGAUAAAAAGUAAAGACUGGGUUCACAUAUUUCCCUCAUCCUUUUCCCAGGUCGUGUCUUGCCCGGAAUCUGUCUCAUUCUAAAUAUGUUGCUGCAGUAUAUGAUGGUUUUUCUUUUGUAAUGUUGUCUUCACAUUGGCAAAUGCAGCAACAUCUUUAAACAAAUAAGUGAACAGAAUAAAUUAAUAGCAUAUCCAGAAAAGACUAGUUAGACGAUCCAGGAAAAGUUAACAAGCCAGUUUGUCAAGGUUGGGGAAAUCAAUUUAACUUUCUCUGAAUCAGGCUCUUACAAGUUAAUGUCAAGCCCUUGCCUGUCACUGGGCUAAUGAAAGUGAUUGUGCCUCUAACUUCCAACAAUUACUAUGCUUAGUGUUAAUUUUCUGUCACUUAUUAGGUCGAAUUCUACAAAAGCAUGACUUCAAAUUCCAAACCAACCAGAUAGAUCUUUUCAUCAGAGCUGCUUUGAUCAAAUAAGUCUGUGUGUGAGUGUGUGUGUGUGUUUGAAAAGAGUGUUUAAUCACAUGUUGUAUUUUCACUGUGAUUUUCUAAUGUGCCUCUGUGAGAAUGGGCUUUAACAGGCAGGAGUAUAAAUGUGCUGUUGCUGAGAGAAGCUAUAUCUGUGUCACCAAACUCUUUUGGUCGUGAUAACCACACAAAUAAAAAAAAAGCAAAGAACAGAUAAGUGAGAACAUUUAAAAUGUUUGUGUUUCUAUGUCAUUAUUACAAAAAUGGGGAGUGGGGGGGAAAUAAGUCUAUGCAUGACUAUAGACCACUUGCCUUCUCUUAUCUGCGGUUCAAUAAAAGAGUUUGCAACAUGAGAAACAGAAGGCUUCGCCUCAGCACCCGCCAACAUUAUUCCAAUAAAAUGCCCACAGAGCACAGCUGAGCUUCACUGCAGUGUUUGUCCAAUAAGCAGUUUUGUACUUUUUCACUGGCAGCAGAGGCUGUCAAACAGAGGUGCAAAAAAGACAAGCCAUGUUGAAAACAAUUUAGAUCUGCUUGAGUGGAUGUUGUGGCUCACUGGCAUGAAUUUCAUGAUUUCCUAAUUUAGAAAGCAGCUCUGCUCAGAUUCCACAAACUACCUGACUACAAAAGCGGCUCCCAUUUUGUGUUCCCACUUUCAGAUUGCAUGACAAAAAUUUGCCUGGGGUCAUACGGAACAACCAGGUCACUGCUUGUGGUGUGUUCUGCUGCUUGCUAUGCUCCUCAAAUUACUGCACUCGUCUUGAAAGUGACUUCUAUAAGAACAUCAAACAAAAUUACAAUCACCAGCUAAACUAAUACUGCACUUGGGCAUUUCACACAACACUUCGCCCUAGGGUUAGAUGCUUGUUAGCACAGGGCUUGCAUCUCUGUCAGUGGUGGACUUAAGCCUUGCUCAGGCAGACAUAAGCUCUCCAGAACAACAAAUGCCCCUUGUCUAUUUAAGUAAGGCUUCGACACUCAAGUAAUAUGAAAAAAAAAGUAAUAAUAGUGUGAGCUAGUAUCUGGCUUAGUUUUUCCAUUAUGUAUUCAACCAAAUACAGAGGUGGUCAAUGAAAUACUGUAUGUCUAGUUGCACAUUACUGGUGAACUGUAAGGUUUAUUUCUACCUCUUCAUAUUCAAGAUGGAGGAUAAAGACUAUUUCUACCAUGAUUUUCUAGUUAAAGUCUGUCUUACAGCAUUAUAUAUAACUAGUUCUUUUUCUUAGUAAACCACACAUUAAUCAUCCCAGAACAUCCACUUCUUAAAUGUGGGGUGUCCCAAAGCUAAAUUUUCACUUCCCUAAAUCCCUCGGAAUGGAGGUGUUAUAGCUAUUCAUACAUUUGUAAUAUAUUUUCAUGAAAGAAAAAAAAAACAGAGAAAGUAAUUUACUGUGGAAAAAGAUUAAAACAAUGGAGCAAGUAUAGUCCAAUCAAAUCAAACAGGUUUUAGACUUUGAGCAUUCUCAUAACCUCAGCUCAGACUUGUGAAGUUCAAGUGAAUCCUUUAACACUCGAGCAGUGAGAUGAAAUGAAGGAAGCCUCGGGCUGUCUGUACCGUGAGUUUAUUUCAGUUGACACGUGUAACUGCAUGUGAAAGCCUUAUGGUGUAAAAAGAAGCACCAUUUGAAAAGACAAACAGGCCUUUCCACAGACACAUGCAGGUUUUAUCAGGAUGUUGAAGACAGCACUGUGUUCUUUAACUUCUCAUCCACAGUAUGCAUUCAACAAAAACAAACACAUGGGUGAACAGGGUAGCAGUUUAUUACUGUGUCUUGCUCUGUAACCUCCAGAAUUAAAAGAAAGUCGAAAGUAACCUAUCUGCUGUGUAAAGCAUGUAAUGGUUCUUAUUUUCUAUGGAAACAAAAAUGAUUGUACUUAGCCCUGUGAUGUCGUCCGACCAGGCUAACAGCGGCUUUAUGUUGACUGAAAGUCAGAAAAAAGGAAUUUAGAAUGAAAACUGAGGGGACUGAGGAUUUUUCUGCUUGUCAUGCUGCAACCAAAGGUUACAGUCACCUUAACACUCACUGUCAAAGCCAAAAUGUGUUUUUGACGCUCAUAUUUUUCUACUAGUAUGCAGGUCACCAUGAAAAGAAUAUACAUAUCAAAGACUUGGCUUCAGGACCUGUGCUGGAAAUGCUUUGUUUUGACCAGCAAUGUUAGAAAAGAUGGAAGAGCAAACAAGGAACCAUAACUGUGAAAAUCUGCUUUUGAUGUCUCUUUUUUCUACUGCGAUCUACUCAAAGAACAAAUCCUGCAAGUACCUAGGUGGAUACUCUGAAUCACUAGCCGUUUCACCCUUGGUCACCUACAUUGACUUUCAUCAUUCAAAAAAUAUCUUGUAAAUACUAUAAAUGCAUGCAUGUUUGUAAAUAUUAUUUGCUUGUACAGAUGCCAAAUGUAAUUCAUAUAAAUCUAUUAUAAACGUAAGUCCAAAUGUCUAAAAAAGAAUAAAGACAUCCCUUCUUUCGAAAUGGGGAUGAUAAGUUUAUUUUUCAUGCUGUUUCAGCUUUAUGGCAGGUUUCAUUACAGGUGUUUUAAAAAAUGUUUCCAUAAAGAUGUUGAAGUGCAAAAUAGCUGUCAGAUCUUUGGUCCCUUAGUGCAGCUGGAGUCCAUUUUCCUUGAGCUGUACUUUUGUAUGCAUUGCUGUUAAAACAGAAGCUAAAAAAAGAAAGAAAAAGAAAAGCUGGCUCACAUUUGAUCAGAUUAUUUUUUGUCUAUGUUUUUUGUUUUGACGAAGGAACAUCGAAUUAACCUAAAUAUGCCCAAAAGCAAUAGAUGACUCAUAAAAAUAUCUAUGCACAAUAGAAAUGGACAUACAU
Menidia menidia (Atlantic silverside) is the source of this 5622-nucleotide messenger RNA. The record is from the annotation of a GenBank genome assembly. Lineage: Eukaryota; Metazoa; Chordata; Actinopteri; Atheriniformes; Atherinopsidae.